ACCGUGAAUGAUCAACAGACAGAAUGCAUUUGAAAACUGGAUUAAUAUUCUUGGCCAUUUGCCUUGCUCUCCAAGUUCAGGGAAGCAGAGAAAUCCCCAAUAAAACAAAUCGUGGUGAAGCCAAACAACUUGCAGAUGCCUCAGGCUCAGACAAAACAGAAAGAACAACGAAGAGGUCCAGAGUGUCAACUAUAAGGAGGAUAUUUGACAUGGCAAAACACCGAACAAAGAGAUCACCCUUUUUUUCUACUGGUGUGAAAAUUUGCCCACAAGAAUCAGUGAAGCAGAUUUUAGCCAGUCACCAAGCUUACUACAGAUUAAGAGUCUGCCAGGAAGCUGUGUGGGAAGCCUUUCGUAUUUUUCUGGAUCGGAUUCCCGAUACUUCUGAAUAUCAGAACUGGGUUACUGCCUGCCAGAGGGAAACCUUCUGCAUAUUUGACAUUGGCAAAAACUUCAGCAAUUCCCAAGAGCACUUGGAAAUAAUCCAACGGCGAGUAAAACAUAGAACCUUCCAGGAAAGGAAAGAUGAAAUAACCACAGACAAAACAGGUGGCAAAAAGCUGGAAGACAUUCCUUCUGUUUCUACAGGUCCCCCCAGCGUAUCCCUUUCUUACACACUGGUACCUAACAGAACACUGCUCAAUGAGAUUGUCAACGAGACCAAGACUCCUGUGAAGGAGCUAGGAACAAAUACAGUCCCAGAACUUCCUGCAGAACAAAUGGUAGAAUUCAGUGUCACUCUCACUGAUCAGGAAUACACAGCUGAACUCAGCGAUCCCAGCUCCCCACAGUAUCAACAAUUAGCUGCCAAAUUUCAACUACAGAUGCAAAAAAUAUUUGAGAAACUUCCAGGAUUUAAAGAAAUCCACGUAUUGGGAUUUAAGCAGAAGAAGGAGAAAGAUGGGUCAAGCAGCACUAUAGCGCGAUACAUGGUAAACUUUGAGAGAGAUGGCUCAGAAAUCAAAAGCACUGCAGAUGACAUCUCAACUAUUGGAUCAAAUAAGGUUGAAAAUGAAAAAGCACCACUCUCUGCAAAGGAAGAGAGGGAAAUAUCAGCAACCAAACUCACAGUAACGGACCUUCAGCAGCUGGUUGCUACAGCACUCCAUGAAGACAGGUCCCUACCAGUGGACCUUGGGACACUUCGGUUUACUGACGAACCUAUUCUACCGCCAAGUGAUUUCGAUAAUGACAUCCAAGGCAUGGUCACCAUUCCUCUGGCAGGCCCUGAUUUGGAUGACACCAUAAGCGCAGAACUCCCACUGGUUUAUCCCAGCCCAGCAACGGUGGACCAAACCAGAGGCUUCUUUGUUGAUGAAUUUACAACUGGAAUCUCUGAUCUAAGCAGAGAGAUUGGUGGACCUGAAGACUUUGAUAGUAAUUUUAUUACAUCUGAACCCGCAUUCCCUACCAAACCCUCCAGAGAACCACCUCACGACAAAUCUCCAGACACAGAAGAUAUCACUACUGAUUACCAAAGAUUCACAGUGCCUUUCAGUGCUCUGGUUAGCACAGACAGUCCUCCAAAGCCAGAGGAUUCCUACCUGCCUCCUCCAGCAGACGAGUCAGAGAGCAAGGACUUAAUCACCGAUGACAAUGAGUCUCCAACAGAGCAGGUUAUCACAUUGGCAGUUCAUACCACAGGUAGUUUUACCCUACCUACUUUCCUGCAAGCCACAGAUGAGCAUACUGAAGCUGAGAUGAAGAAAGAACUGCUUGGAGUAACAGAACCACCUUUCAAGGAAGCUGAUAGAGACAGUCUCUCUGGACAAGCAGUGAAGAUCAUGGAUGAACUAGAAUCAUCAGGUGAUGACAUUUUGGUUACAACCAGCACAUACAAAACGUUGCCUUUCCUUAUCGGUUCAAAUGAUCUGUUUGCCACGCAGCCAGAGGUCACUUUUACAGGAGCACUGCCACCAGACCAAACUCUACUGCCCACAGUGACCAGACCAUUCUACAGCCAUUCUGUUGUCAUUGACCAGUCCCCCGAAGUACCAGACACCUCAAUGCCAGAGGCUGCCAGCGCUCUUCCUGACCGUGCCAGCACAGGAGUGCAGGACAUGGCUGCUGAGUUGGACGGCACUGGUGUGAAGAGCACAGCAGUGCUGGAUGAGGCAGAGCAAGGCAGUGGCUACAUCUCAGUGCAGACAACUGAGCCUGCAGAAGUCACCCAGGCUCCCACACUGAAGUAUGUGACCACCAGCUCCAUGACAACGGCAGCCAAAGGCAAAGAACUUGUGGUUUUCUUCAGCCUGAGGGUAACCAACAUGCACUUCUCUGAUGAUCUCUUCAACCGGAGCUCACAGGAAUACAAAGCCCUAGAACAACAGUUCAUGCAAUUGCUACUUCCAUACCUCCAGUCCAACCUCACAGGUUUUAAGCAACUGGAAAUACUUAACUUCAGGAAUGGAAGUGUGAUUGUCAACAGUAAAAUGAAAUUUGCCAGAACAGUGCCAUAUAAUAUCACAGAAGCAGUACAUUGUGUUUUGGAAGACUUCUGUGACGCUGCUGCCCAACGCCUCAAUUUGGAGAUUGACAGCUACUCCCUGGAUAUUGAGCCAGCUGAUCAGGCAGACCCAUGCAAAUUCAUGGCAUGUGACGAAUUUUCCAAAUGCAUAAUGAAUGAGUGGACAAAAGAGGCUGACUGCCUUUGUAAACCCGGUUAUGCAAGCCAGGACGGAUUGCCCUGCCGGAGCCUGUGCGAAAUGGAACCUCAUCUUUGUGACAAUGGUGGGAAGUGUGAGUUAGUUCCAGGAAGAGGAGCUGUCUGCAGAAGGCCCACUCUCAGCAGCCACAAUUCAGAAAAUGCUGCAAGGAUGAACUCCGCUUUCGAACAUGAUGAAGCCAUAACUAGCUUUUACCACACGGUUUGUAGUGUAAGUGCUUGUGCCAGUAGCUCCUCAGAGACCACUGACCAAGAAGCAUUACACAGACUUGAAAACACAAUUCAGUAUGGAGGUAAAAUGCAUGGAACUUCUUUCCUUGUUCCUCAACACAUAGCACCACUCAAAUAACAGCUCCAUCUGCAUGUCUUACCUCUAUAACUAAAUUAAAUCUGAUCUUAAGCUCUUGCUCAGCAAUUUCAGAACUAAGAACACUAAUUUUGGUAUUUACUUUUUAGUUUUCACAUUUACUGUCAUCUUUGUUUCCUAACAGAAUGUAGAACUGCUUUUCUUACAGCUCUUUUGCAUGGCUUUGGUGCUCCACUCUAUCCAAGUGCCUUUUGUAAAUUAUUGAGUG
Lagopus muta (rock ptarmigan) is the source of this 3240-nucleotide messenger RNA. RefSeq names its product interphotoreceptor matrix proteoglycan 1 (gene IMPG1). Gene Ontology annotation, biological process: visual perception. The record is from RefSeq and is a predicted model, not a curated record. The transcript is spliced from 16 exons. The coding region runs from base 24 to 3014 and encodes 996 amino acids. NCBI's taxonomy places the organism in Eukaryota, Metazoa, Chordata, Aves, Galliformes, Phasianidae.